Messenger RNA from Marchantia polymorpha subsp. ruderalis, 2654 nucleotides. Lineage: Eukaryota; Viridiplantae; Streptophyta; Marchantiopsida; Marchantiales; Marchantiaceae. The record is from the annotation of a GenBank genome assembly.
CUCUCUCUCUCUCUCUCUCUACCAGCGAGGAGAAAUGUAACUUUAUCUGACCCAAAUCGCUGCCAUUUUUGUGGGUUACGUCCAGAGAUGCAAUAAUUCAGCAAAAGAAAAACGUCACCAGAGCGAGGAGGAAGAAGAGACGAGUGAUGGGGUACGUGGCAAUAUCCGUGUCCAAGGACACAGCUCUCUCAGCAGAGCACGCCAGUCCGAGCUGCCAGGAAAAGAUAUACCAAGAAGUAUUCACCAAUAAAACCAGGUUGCGCAAUCUGGUGAAUCUAAAUCUAAAGCUGCCAAAUUGGAAUUUCGUCGAUGGCAUCUCCGUACAAGAAGGGCACUUUGUAGUUUUAUGCUAGAGGAUUGGAUGUCACAGGCAGGCCAUGGGACCUGCCAAAAGCCUGCCUGGAAUAUCUCGCGGCUACUUGCCCACAAUGUGCUACGCCUGGCAUUAGAUCAGGUAGGCUCUGAUGCUACGCCAAGGCUAUUAUACCUCAGGUCCUCCCCUCCCCUCCCCUCUUCAUCUCGCAGUUGGAGCCUGUGACCAUCCAUGCUCGCUCUUCACGAAUUAGCCUUUUUCACCCUGAGAUGAGACGAGACGAGACAGCUGACCACAAUACCAUCUGUUCGGAAGAGAUUAGCGCAGCACUUAAAGCCACUGUAAGAUCUCAAAGUACCCUCGUGAUCAAUAUCUCCUCCUCAGCUUUAGGAUGGAAAAGUUUUCUGUCUCUCCCCGGAAUAAUCAUCACCUCGCUCGUCAUUUUGGAUCGAAGCUUUACACCGUCUGAGAAAAAUUGCGUCUCUCCCGGAGGAGGAAAGAGGCCUCGCCAGACAUGAAGAGAUUAGUCUGGAGGAGGAAAAAUGAAGAAGAGCAAUGAAACAACCAGCAGGUGAUUUGAGGCAUAUUCAUCGGUCAUAAAUCACCUCGAAUUCAGUUGAUUUUCGGUUAACUUAGGGAGCGAGCGACCAUCUUCUUUGUAAACCUCAUAUUCAAUUAUUGACUCAAGAUCGCUUCGUGGGCUGCGAAAGAAAGUCGAUGAGUUUCAUGGCACCAACGACGUGGUGAUAAUGAGAUUCCACAUCACCGCAAAAAGUGUGGCAUGUGCAGCGGACAAGGAACGCAUCCACACAUGCCUAGCCGAAUGCUGCCCUGCCCUGCCUGCCUGCCCUGCGGUUGUGAAUGUGUCAAAACUCUCGCGAAUCCUCGGAAUUCGGAGUCCAGCCUUAUCACCAACCACCUGAUCUUUGUUCAUAACAGAAAUCCUCUUGACGUCUACAGACAUCACUCCCAUGUCCUCGGGUGCAAUACGAUGAUGCCCUCUUAAGCUCAAAUAGCGAUUACUCUGUAUUUCAGCGACCGAAAUCAUACGUUUAUAGGAAAACCCUUGCUCCUGGCAAUUUCAUUGCAUGUACGAGCAUACUCCAAGAAAUACCCCGAGGACGAGAAUUCCUCCUUCCUUCAACAGCUCUUACGAGCUAUUUUACCAUGGAUUUGGUGCUGAUCUUUUAGAUCAUGUAGUUUGACUGGACCGGGAGUAGUGGAGAGGCCAUUUUCAUUCUCCUUUCUUUUGACAUGAGCGAUGCUGAGGAAGCUUGAGCAGAAAGGCAUGGAAGAGUUAUUUCACAGCAAAAUCACCUUCGGGACCACAUUCACUUACUGCCCAGCAGUCAGAAUGGAAGACUCCUUGGCCAUCAGAGCUGGAGGCUGGCUGGAGACCCGACGUCGGCAUGUUUGUGUCGUGCAUUGCUGAGAAUGAGCUUGCUCCGUACUGACUUUGAAGAGGUCGAUUUGCUAGGUACACCACACCACACCACACAUCACAUCAAGCGCAAGUCAAAAGGAAAGCGAGAUAAAGGGGCACUGCUUGACGGAAGCUUGAAAUAUUGCUUUGAUAACGAAGACAGUAAGUACAGAGAUGUCGACUUCGAUGGAACGAGAAGAUUAGCCUCAUAUAGGCACACCUUCACCACCACCACCACCAGUGUGACACAGUACCUUCUGUCCCACCCAUUAACCCCGCAGACCGACAUAACCCCUUGGAUUCAACCAUACUCUGUACAGACAUCGUACUGAAGGAAUUACAAUGCAGAGGCUAUAAAGAGUUUUAUCCUCAGAAAAAAGUUUUCAGCGUCAGGAGUAUAAAUCCUCCAAGAAGGACGCUCGUAUACAUACAGAGGAUCGAUCGGUGUUUUGACUGGACGAUGAACAGGUGUGCAAAUCUACCUCAGUACAGACUGUAUUGUGAUUUGGUAGGGGCUGGCCUCAUCUACCCACAAAGUGUCGAUGAGCCCACACUACCUUCAGUCCACCUUCUCAGCGUUCCCCGAGUACCUCUGACUCGAGCCCGGCAGGUGCUGAGGAAGGACGAGCGAGUCGGCGGUUCAUUUUUGUACGGAGUUCUAUGUAGAGGAUUAUUGCAUGAGUGUUACUGCUCAUAGUGCAUUAGAGCAUGGUCGGGACUAGUAGCAGCCUAUGAAUAAUAAUUCAUGGAAGACAAUAUGAGCAUCUUGCACUGCUGCUAAUGAUUCAAUCCCAACGACAUCCUUACGAACUAUUAUUAUCGAAAUCCAAAUAUCAAAAGUUUAUGGCCCACAUUGAGCUGGUGAGUUCGAAAAUAUGAUCAAGCUUCACACUGUUUAUUAUCGAAAAUGGACAUAUC